This is a messenger RNA of Aspergillus tubingensis, 855 nucleotides long. Its product is annotated as GMC oxidoreductase family protein. The record is from RefSeq and is a predicted model, not a curated record. The transcript is spliced from 4 exons. The coding region runs from base 1 to 855 and encodes 284 amino acids. Lineage: Eukaryota; Fungi; Ascomycota; Eurotiomycetes; Eurotiales; Aspergillaceae.
AUGUCAACCGCUAACCUCCGUCCCGUCGAAGGAUACGACAAACUCGCCGCGUUCAUAGAAGCCGACCCUGGCCUAGCGAUUUUCCGACGUUUCACAAAGCUUAAUAUUAAAAGUAUUCUCUAUUACCAAGCAGAGAUAGCGAACCUCGAAGAGGAGCUCGAAUUUCUCAUUCAGGAUGACAAGGACUCACAGGACGAGAAGAAGCAGCUGUAUCCCUUCUCCGUACGGGACCUAAAAGAGGGAAAUCCUACGCAAUGGUCGAAAUUUCAAGAAGCGCGGGAUUUGAUGGACAAGUUUAAUCAUGCUAUCAUUCAACAACGGGAGCUCAUGCGCCUCAGCACGCCAGAUAAAUGUGACUUGAGCGUGCUUCGAGAGUGGCUUGACCGGCCUGAAGGGGGAAAUAUGUUCUUCGAAACAGCUGCCGAGAUGGACGUCUACCACGAACGGAACGAUGGCGACAUGAUCGCCCUGUUUAGCAGACAUGAAGGUGUCGAUAAUCUGACUCGACUGAUUUUCAAUCGAGUCGUUCCUUGGUUUCAUAAGCGCUGGGGUGAGAAAUAUGAAAGCAAUGAAAAUGGCGCCUGGCAGUAUAGUGACAAGAAGAUCAAGGCGUGCACCCACUUCUUCAGUGUCAUUAUAGCCGCGGUGCUGCCUGCAUCGUCAAUGAUAGUAUUAUACUUCAUAAAGAAUACCGCUAUCAGAAUGGUCACCAUCAUGCUGUAUAACAUCGCCUUUUCCCUGGCACUGGGAUUGAUGGUCAGGGCUCGACGGGUUGAGAUCUUUGCCGCGGCUACUGCGUUUGCUGCGGUGAACGUGGCUUUGAUUUCGAACUCGGGGGACUGCCAAUGUUCAUGA